ACACACUCACACACACUCGUUACAUUACUCUCGGAGCACUGCUCCAGCUAGGAAGUCGGUCUGCGGCGCUUUCCUCCUCUUAUCCUUUUGGUUUUACGACUUUCGAUUUCGAUCUCCUUUCAGUUGAAGGAUGUAUUUUAUGUCAGUCGGUGAAUUAUUAUAGGUAGCGGGAUUGUCUAAGAAGUAUUUCUGCGACCAUUCUUCAUAAACCGCGCAUCACAGUUGACUUUUAAUUCACGGUUUAAAUCACGUAAGGACUGGUUAUCCAGUAGGACCACCGGCCACCGAGGGACAUAUUUUUACUUAUCAGAACCCACUUUUACUUUUUUUUUCUGGAGCAAGUUUAUUUCGCAGAGACCUCCUCGGCGUACUGAACUGGUAGCCUAUGAUGAUAUUUUAACUUGUGCGUUCUCAAAGUGCCGCUGCUCCAGCGAGCACCCAUCACCCUUCAUACCACCCUCAGUUUGUUGUAUUUAGCGCGAGGCGCCUUCGUAGUAGCCUGCUAUUUGAGGAGACAGCACGAGCGGACACUCCCCUGUCGCUUUGAUCAGAAACACUAACAACGUGCGCGCACGCUGUUUUGAAAGAUCGGUUGCGGUGACGCAGCCAGGACGAUUUCCACUCUCCAGGUUGGGAUUUCUCGGUGAGCUUGUUCCUCAGUUUGGUAAGUUCCAGAGCUGUCUGAACCGCCACCAUGCCACAGUUAGCAGGCGGAGGUGACCCGGAGCUCUGCGCCACGGACGAGAUGAUCGCCUUUAAAGACGAGGGAGACCCACAAAACGAACAGAUCUUCGCUGAACUCAGUAACUCAGAGGAAGAGGGGGACUUGGCGGAUAUCAAGUCAUCGUUAGUGAACGAGUCAGAGACGAGUCCAAACAGCAACAGUCAUGAUGGUGGCAGACAGUCAAUGCAAGACUCGUAUCACGAAAAACACAGAGAUCUUUCUGAUGAAGGGAAACUGCAGGACCUGUACAGUAAAGGCCACCCGUACAAUGGCUACCCGGGGUACAUCAUGAUGACCAACAUGAGCAACGACUCCUACAUGAACAACGGCUCCAUGUCACCGCCCAUGGGAAGAACGUCCAACAAGGUUCCAGUGGUCCAGCCGUCCCACGCCGUGCAUCCCCUCACCCCGCUGAUCACGUACAGCGACGAGCACUUUGCCCCCGGGCCCCACUCUGGACACCACCCCCAGGAUGUCAACAACAAACAAGGCAUGUCGAGACAUCACCAUGGAGGCGACAUGCCCAACUUCUACUCUCUGUCCCCGGGGGGAGUGGGCCAGAUCACCCCACCGCUGGGCUGGUUCUCUCAUCACAUGGUCCCUGGCCCCCCAGGACCCCACGCCACAGGGAUCCCCCACCCCGCCAUCGUCAACCCACAGGUCAAACACGAGCCCCAGCAUGACACCGACCUCAUGCACAUUUUUGACAGGAAACCCCAGCACGAGCAGCGGAAGGAGCAGGAGCCCAAGAGGCCCCACAUCAAGAAGCCCCUCAACGCCUUCAUGCUCUACAUGAAGGAGAUGCGUGCCAACGUGGUGGCCGAGUGCACUCUCAAGGAGAGUGCCGCCAUCAACCAGAUCCUGGGCAGGAGGUGGCAUGCGUUAUCUCGGGAGGAGCAAGCUAAGUAUUACGAGCUGGCCCGGAAGGAACGGCAGCUCCACAUGCAGCUCUACCCCGGAUGGUCUGCCAGAGACAAUUAUGGAAAGAAGAAGAAGCGGAAGAGGGAGAAGAUCCAGGAACCAGCUGCAGCGUAUUUUCUGCAGGUACAGGCCAGAGAAUGAAAACGGCGUACAUCUGAAACCCCAAUGGAGGAAAGAGGAACACUUUCUCCACAUGCAAAGCCAAGACAGCGGAUACUGGUCCAUUGCUCGAGAUGGAAGCCUGUUAGAUCCCCUUGAAGACCCCAAACCCCUGAAAACCCCAUGCCUCCAAAUCUCAGAGACCUGACCCUGACCCCUUCCUCAACACAAGCCCUCCCCCCACACUCCACUAUCCACCCCCAAUCCCCAGACGUCCUCCAAAACACACUUUUUAAAAAUCACCAAAAACAACACUGUAUGGUGUUUGACUCCCUCACUGCCGCCACCUGCUGUAAAGACCAUGCACUGCAACUGAACGAGACAAUCAGAACCAGGAAUCCCACACCUGAAUUCAUACCCGAGAAAAACUAUUUCACUCAUAACAGUGCCCAAAAAAAUAAACACAGAGAAGAGUAGAAAUAAUUAGAUGUUGGUCAUAUUUUUUGCAGCUUUAUUCACCAACCCCUCGAAACACUGCACUGAAACACAGCAGCCAUUUUGACUUGCACGCAAGUGAAAGCCUCUACCUACUCACCACCAACACAACAAACACUAAUGACACACAUUGUUCCUAAGUUAUUUAAGUAUAAGUUAUUUGUCACCGUGGUUUCCUUCCUUUUUGUAUAGACGACGACGUUCGGACCCCCAAUACUGUACAACCCAAUCCCCCCACCCUCCCAACCACCACCCUCUCUCUCUUUGUACUCAUCUCACUGGAAAUGAGAGACCAUGGCUGGGAUUCAGCCCGGCCAAACUCCUCGUUGAGACUGCACUAAAGGAAGAUGGAUGAUUCUCCCAUCUUGUCAACUAAAACGUCCGAUAAAAGACGCCAUUUUGUUCUCUUGAUGAGCGCUUGGUGCAAAUUAAAACAAAAAAAAACUCUAAACAAAAAAAAAGCAUCAACGUCCUGAUUUCGCUUAUCAUUUCAGACUGAGUUUGAUUUAUUUUGAAUGCUUUAUUUUGUAUCUUGAACUUGUUUCAAUUUCUUGGUGUAUAUUUUCUGUGAUUGUUUGUUUUUUAUAUUUUGAUUUUUUUUAUAUAGUGGUAUAUAUGAAAAAUAAGCUUUGGACACAGGAAAGCCAUUUUUUCUUGUUGAAGCGUCUUGCAGAUAAAUGAUGAUGUAAUGCUUCUUUUGAUAACUAUUUGUAACAAAUAGUGACCUCGAGUCUCAGAUGUAAAAUAAUGCUCAAUAUGUGUACUUUUUAAAACUGUCAGGAUAUGUCACUUUUCUUGGUAUUUUUGCAGGCAACAUAAGGACAAAGGCAAGAGUAAAAGCUCAGAGGCCUCUAUUUUAUUGUUCUCAAAACAAGUCAAAUGAAGCAGAUAUAUAUAGAUAUAUAUUUACCCCAGCACUUGGCAGUCGUUUCUUUCAUUGCGAUGGACCUUCGUCUUUUCUCUGCGGUAGCUAAUUGUGUGGUCUUUAGCCAUGUCUUUUAUUCCAUGACAGCAUCUCUGUAACAUUUUUAUUUUAAUGCUCUAUUUUUUAGUAUAACUUGAUGAAUUCUUUUUUUAUUCAUUGUUAUAUUUUGGGUCAUUGUCAUCUUGGAAUAGCACUUUGCUUCCCAAGUGGUCACAUUUGAACUGUUUCGACAUGUUUUUGUUUUUUUAAGAAAAAUAAAAAAAAAAGCAUCCUUGGCUAA
Molecule: messenger RNA, 3444 nt
Organism: Gadus morhua (Atlantic cod)
Lineage: Eukaryota; Metazoa; Chordata; Actinopteri; Gadiformes; Gadidae
Gene: lef1
Product: lymphoid enhancer-binding factor 1
Exons: 11
Coding region: 695-1786 (363 amino acids)
Biological process (GO): canonical Wnt signaling pathway; regulation of transcription by RNA polymerase II
Cellular component (GO): chromatin; beta-catenin-TCF complex
Molecular function (GO): DNA-binding transcription factor activity, RNA polymerase II-specific; RNA polymerase II cis-regulatory region sequence-specific DNA binding
Source: RefSeq, a predicted model, not a curated record